GUGGCCACAGAUAAAGCCAGAAGUUAUUAACACACAUAACACAACAUUAGUAGUAGGAGACAGGAGAAGGAGAAGAAGAAGCGCAGACCCUGCGGUGCGUGCGGACCUUGUGGUUUGGUGCGAGUGUUUGAGGUAAAAUUUUGAAAGACGAUCGAUGGCAGCUAUCCCCACGGCUACCCCAUUCCUAAGCGGAGGCAGCACUCGAGGAGCACAACGGCUCCGGCAGCCAGGCGGCUUGCUUCUCUGCGGUGGCUCUUCCAGUCGGCAGGUGGUGGUUGCGGCGGCUGGUGCUGCUAAGAAAUCUUGGCUCCCUGGUGUCAAAGGAGGAGGCAACUUCGUCGAUCCCGAAUGGCUCGAUGGCUCGCUUCCAGGUGACUAUGGGUUUGAUCCCCUGGGGUUGGGCAAAGACCCUGCAUUCCUAAAAUGGUACAGAGAGGCAGAGCUCAUCCAUGGGCGCUGGGCUAUGGCAGCGGUGGUCGGGAUCUUCGUGGGCCAGGCAUGGAGCGGCAUCCCGUGGUUCAAAGCUGGUGCCGACCCAGGUGCCAUUGCCCCCUUCUCUUUUGGGUCCUUGCUCGGGACGCAGCUGCUGCUGAUGGGUUGGGUGGAGAGCAAGAGGUGGGUGGACUUCUUCAACCCCGAGUCACAGUCAGUAGAGUGGGCGACACCAUGGUCGAGGACCUCCGAGAACUUUGCGAAUGCCACUGGUGAGCAGGGGUACCCCGGGGGCAAGUUCUUCGACCCUCUGGGUCUUGCUGGAACCAUCCAGAACGGACAGUACAUCCCAGACGCAGAGAAGCUCGAGAGGCUGAAGUUGGCGGAGAUAAAGCACGCCCGCAUCGCCAUGCUCGCAAUGCUCAUCUUCUACUUCGAGGCCGGACAAGGCAAAACCCCUCUCGGAGCCCUCGGAUUGUAAUCUCGAAACAUUACAACUAAUCUUCAUCUCCAUUCACAAUCCUUCCUCCUCUCCUCUGUAUUUCACAGUGUUUGUGUUUGGUGAGCCAGCCAUAUUGGGGACAGCAUUGCAAUGCAUUGCCUUUCAUUUUUUCUUGUCUGUGAAUGUAACAAACUACUGCUUCACCUUUUCACCCCACUCUCUUUCUACAUACGUAGGUGUAAUGUACAAGAGUUUAAGCACCUUAUUAUUUUCAAUUCCAAUCUUAAAACUAUUAAGAUUAUCU
Molecule: messenger RNA, 1178 nt
Organism: Amborella trichopoda
Lineage: Eukaryota; Viridiplantae; Streptophyta; Magnoliopsida; Amborellales; Amborellaceae
Product: chlorophyll a-b binding protein CP24 10A, chloroplastic
Biological process (GO): photosynthesis, light harvesting
Cellular component (GO): membrane
Source: RefSeq, a predicted model, not a curated record